This is a messenger RNA of Cooperia oncophora, 249 nucleotides long. NCBI's taxonomy places the organism in Eukaryota, Metazoa, Nematoda, Chromadorea, Rhabditida, Trichostrongylidae. The record is from the annotation of a GenBank genome assembly.
AUGGAAGGUGAGUCGUCGAGUAUCGCCGACAUGAUUCGCGAUGCCGCGAACGAAGUGUUGCAUUCACGUGUCCCGGAAGGAUUCCAGUGGAUAGAAGCAUAUGGACAGUACUACUCACCCAGUUGUGGAUUCUUCUAUGAUCCGAAUACUGGACUUUUUUACCACAGCGACUCAGAAACCUAUUAUAUAUUCAACGACGAUACCCAGCAAUAUGAAAUAUAUAAAUGCAUGCGAAAAAGUAAGUUCUAA